GUUUUCAUCACACUGUGCCCAUCAGUCCACCACUGCCACCUUUCUUUUCGAGCCCUUCGCAACCUUUUCGGGCCUCAAUUCCGGCAUAUUUCUGGUCGCAGGCAAUCUCCCUUUUAUUGAUCCUUAUUAAGGACUCAAUCCCUUCUUUCCACUCCGUCAGCGAUUCUUUCCAUCGCCGUCGACUGUCUCAUUAUUUCGCCAUGGCGGACUACACCUCUCUCAAGGUCCCAGAGCUCAAGAAGCUGCUUCAGGAGAAGUCGCUGCCUGUCACUGGCAACAAAGCCGACUUGAUCGCGCGCCUGCAGGAGCACGAUAAGACGCAAGAGCCCAGCAAGCCUGCUACCACCGCUGUAGCCACUGCGGAGGAUGAGAUCGACUGGGACGAUGACGAGCCCGUGCCUGCAACAACCACAACCCAGCCUACCGAACCGGCCAAAGCCGCCGAGCCUACACCUGCACCCGCCGCUGUAGACGAGGCUGCCCCAGUAGCUGGCAACAUCGCAACAGAGGCGCCCGCAGAGACAACCGAAGUUGCCACGGCAACCGAAGAAACGCUACCAGAAGUCCCCAAGCCUGAAUUCUCCGCACAUCUGCCCGCUACGAGCGCGGACGAGGAAGCGCGCAAGCGCGCCGACCGCGCCAAGCGCUUCGGAAUAGUAGUUGAUGAGGACGAGGAAGCAAAGCGCAAGGCGGAACGCGCGAAGCGAUUCGGUGUCGAGGAGGCAGAGGACGCCGAGAAGGUCGUCAAGGGUCUGGAUGCUGCGCUGCCCGAGGGCCGGAGGCCGAAGCGCGGUCGCGAGGGAGGAGAGCGCGAGGGAGGGGAAGAGAGAGGUGCCAAGAGGCAGAGUACGGAUGGUCGACGAGGUGGUGGAAAGGUGCGAGGAAAGGGACGUGGAGGCCGAAGUGGCGGUGUCGGCAACCCGAAGCAGAACGGUGGGGGUGCGCCUAAGCAGCGCAUCAUUGACGACCCGAACGAGAAGGCCAAGGCCGGGGCAAGAGCGAAGAGAUUCGGUGCUUAGGUUGUGGACGAUGUCUGACCUUGAGCUGAGGACGAACCUUCUGGUCUUGAUCGAUCGACUGCAAUGAGCCCACGGCGAGAGCGGAGUAUGUAUUUGUACUAUUAUGCUAUUAUUUACGGUGUGUACCCAGAGGGCACUUGUUUUUGCGUCAGGAGCAGCUAGACACAUAAUCUGUGUAAAGGCCAGCGAUUUUGCCUGGAAAGUGUUGAACACGAAGCAUUUGGGGUCUUGGGCUAUGGAUUAGUUUGAAGUUAUGUGAUUAGACAUUUUGAUGCUUAGUUGAAGCCCCCAAUAUAGAUGUUCUGAAAUGGCCCAUUCUACCCAGCUGACGGCAAAGCAACAUGUUAGGUAGGAAGACCUAAAAAGCUGGAACCGCUAU
Molecule: messenger RNA, 1398 nt
Organism: Pseudomassariella vexata
Lineage: Eukaryota; Fungi; Ascomycota; Sordariomycetes; Amphisphaeriales; Pseudomassariaceae
Exons: 2
Coding region: 201-1019 (272 amino acids)
Biological process (GO): poly(A)+ mRNA export from nucleus
Cellular component (GO): nucleus
Source: RefSeq, a predicted model, not a curated record